AUGGGAGACUUGCAAUCAGUGCGAGGCCAUCUGCCGGGCCUGCUCAACGCCACGCUGGACCAGCUGCUUGAGGGCCUGGAGAAGAAUCGCUUUACCAGCGUUCAGCUGACCAAGGCCUAUCUCGCACGCAUCGAUCAAGUCAACGAGACGGUCCACGCCGUCGUCGAAACCAACCCCGAUGCACUCGCCAUUGCGAAAGCUCUCGACGAUGAGAGAGCAUCAGGCUCAGUCCGAGGCCCUCUUCAUGGAAUACCCAUCCUGGUGAAGAACAACAUUGCCACCAAAGACAAGAUGGGCACGACUGCCGGUUCACACCUCCUCAUCGGCGCCACAGUCCCUCGCGACGCCUUUGUCGUCCAGAAACUCCGCCACGCCGGCGCAAUCAUCCUCGGCAAGGCCAACAUGUCGCAAUGGGCAAACUUCCGCGCCCGCGACUUCAACAUCAACGGCUGGUCCGCCAACGGGGGCCAGACGCACGCCGCCUACCACCCCAACCAGGAUGCCUCGGGCAGUUCCAGCGGCAGCGGCGUGGCGGCCGACUUGGGCCUUGCGUGGGCGGCGCUGGGCACCGAGACGGAUGGAUCCAUCAUUUGUCCAGCUCAGCGCAGCAGCGUUGUGGGAGUGAAGCCGACGGUGGGAUUGACGUCGAGGGAUCUGGUCAUUCCUGUUUCGGAGCAUCAGGAUACGGUUGGGCCGAUGGCAAGGACGGUUAAGGACGCGGCGUAUUUGCUGCAGGUCAUUGUUGGGGAGGACCAUCGUGACAAGUACACGGCUGAGAUCCCACGCAUUCCAGACUACGUCGCUGCGUGCAGGGACACUCUCAAGGGGGCUCGCAUUGGCAUUCCCUGGAAGGCCAUCCAGGAGGGCCUGGAGAAGAAGCCGCACUACGCCUCUGAAGUAGAAGGCUUUAAGCAGGCUCUUUCCAUUCUCGAGGCAGCUGGUGCGGUCCUCGUCGAGGCUGAUUACGCCUCAGCUACAAAGGAUAUCCGGGAUCUCGAAAUGCCCCUCAUGGGAGCCGAUUUCCGCGUCAACCUGGCAUCAUACCUCUCUCAGCUUGUCACAAACCCAAACAACAUCCACACCCUCGAGGAUGUGCGCGAGCAAACGCAGAGGCAUCCCCUGGAAUCAUACCCCGAGCGAGACACGGGCAUCUGGGACAGAAUCCUAGACGAGCAAAAGUGGGACAACACCUCUCCAGAGUUCAAGGAGAAAUACGACCGUAUGCAGCAACUCGGCGGGCCGGGCGGUCUACCGGCCUUGCUGGACCAGCACAGUCUCGUCGCCGUGGCCAUGCCGUCCAUCAUGGCGCCGAUGUGGGCCGCCGUGGUUGGAUGCCCGGGGAUCACGGUGCCGAUGGGCCAUCUAAAGGAGACGGAGCCGGUGCACGAGGCGAACGGGCUGGUGGAGACGGGUCCGGGGGUUCCGUACGGGAUGAGCUUUCUGGGGAGGAGGUGGGCCGAGGAGGAUCUGCUGGGAUUGGCGUAUGGUUUUGAGCAGAGGACGAGGGUGAGGGAGAGCGAGGUGAAGAGGGUGGUGGUGCCGAGUGCUGAGAUUGAGGCGUGA
Messenger RNA from Trichoderma gamsii, 1563 nucleotides. RefSeq names its product amidase. The record is from RefSeq and is a predicted model, not a curated record. The transcript is spliced from 5 exons. The coding region runs from base 1 to 1563 and encodes 520 amino acids. Lineage: Eukaryota; Fungi; Ascomycota; Sordariomycetes; Hypocreales; Hypocreaceae.